AUGGCUCCAAAGAACGCUUCGGCCCCACUCAACAAAUAUUCGAGGACGAUCACUCAGCCCAAAGAUCAAGGUGCAAGCCAAGCUAUGUUGUACGCAACCGAAGGCGUCGAUUCUGAGGCCGAUCUACAGAAGGCUAUGGUCGGUGUAGCCAGCGUUUGGUACGAAGGGAACCCAUGCAACGGCCAUCUUCUAGGACUAGGCCAACGGAUCAAGCGCUCGCUCGUCAACGCCGGUCUGAUCGGAUACCAGUUCGGGACCGUCGGGGUCAGUGACGGGAUCAGCAUGGGGACCACCGGGAUGAGCUACAGUCUUCCCAGUCGCGAUCUGAUUGCCGAUAGUGUCGAGUCGGCCGCGGGUGGCCAUUGGUUAGAUGGGAUGGUCGUCGUUCCAGGCUGUGACAAAAAUAUGCCGGGCACUUUGAUGGCCCUCGGCCGGCUCAAUCGGCCAGGUCUGAUGGUCUAUGGCGGGACGAUCAAGCCCGGCCAUUGUGCCUCCGUCGGCCAACUAGACAUCGUCAGCGCCUUCCAGUCGUACGGACAGUAUGUGGCGGAUGGCCAGACGCCGGAAGCCGAGUCGCGUCGCCUGGACACGAUUCGGAACGCUUGUCCCGGGGCAGGCGCCUGUGGAGGGAUGUACACCGCCAACACAAUGGCAUCUGCUGCGGAGGCCUUGGGGAUGACUCUGCCCGGGUCAUCUAGCUUCCCAGCCGAGUACCCCGAAAAGUUGGUCGAAUGUGACGCCGUUGGAGCCGCGAUGCGAAACUUGCUAGAGAAGGACAUCAAGCCUCGGGACAUCAUGACGAGAAUCGCGUUUGAGAAUGCAAUGGUUCUCACCAUGGUCUUGGGCGGCUCAACCAAUGCGGUGUUGCAUUUGAUCGCGAUCGCCCAUUCUGUCGGUAUCAAGCUAACCAUCGACGACUUCCAAGCCGUCUCCGAUCGCACUCCAUUCUUGGCCGACCUGAAACCCUCCGGGAAAUACGUGAUGGAAGAUGUUUACAAAGUAGGCGGUAUUCCUGCUGUCUUGAAAUAUCUCUUGGAACACAAGAUGAUCGACGGCACCCAGCUGACGGUCACUGGCAAAACGCUGGAAGAGAAUCUGGCGGAUGUCGAAGGAUUGGUGGAGGGGCAAGAUGUGAUCCAUCCGAUUUCGUCUCCGAUCAAGCCCACUGGUCACAUCAGGAUCCUGAAAGGCAACCUGGCCCCCGGGGGUGCAGUGGCCAAGAUCACUGGCAAAGAAGGCUUACAUUUCCAAGGUAAGGCCCGCGUCUUCGAGACCGAAGCCGGCCUGAUCGAGGCUAUCGAAACCGGAUCUAUCUUGAAAGGCCAAAAAACCGUCGUCGUUCUUCGCGGGAUGGGCCCCGUCGGUGGUCCCGGCAUGCCCGAAAUGCUCAAACCGACCAGUAUGAUUAUGGGAGCUGGACUAGGUAAUGAUGUAGCCUGCUUGACCGAUGGCCGAUUUAGCGGAGGGACUCAUGGAUUCUGUAUAGGACACGUUGUACCGGAAGCUGCCAAAGGUGGUCCCAUUGGACUCUUGAAAGAUGGCGAUAUCAUCACAAUUGAUGCGGAGGCCAACACUCUCGACGUUGCUCUGACGGAGGAAGAGCUGAAGACUCGACGGGUCGGAUGGAAAGCACCCCCGCCUCGCGUGACGAGUGGAACGCUUUACAAGUACCAGCGAUUGGUCUCGGAUGCCUCGCAUGGCGCGGUCACCGACUUGCUGGACAUCGAAGACCUGUCGGUUUGUCCUAAAACACAUUAA
Molecule: messenger RNA, 1758 nt
Organism: Puccinia triticina
Lineage: Eukaryota; Fungi; Basidiomycota; Pucciniomycetes; Pucciniales; Pucciniaceae
Exons: 10
Coding region: 1-1758 (585 amino acids)
Biological process (GO): branched-chain amino acid biosynthetic process
Cellular component (GO): mitochondrion
Molecular function (GO): dihydroxy-acid dehydratase activity
Source: RefSeq, a predicted model, not a curated record